Messenger RNA from Daucus carota subsp. sativus, 848 nucleotides. RefSeq names its product large ribosomal subunit protein eL19x. Gene Ontology annotation, cellular component: ribosome; cytosolic large ribosomal subunit. Gene Ontology annotation, molecular function: structural constituent of ribosome; RNA binding. NCBI's taxonomy places the organism in Eukaryota, Viridiplantae, Streptophyta, Magnoliopsida, Apiales, Apiaceae. Gene Ontology annotation, biological process: translation. The coding region runs from base 70 to 702 and encodes 210 amino acids. The record is from RefSeq and is a predicted model, not a curated record. The transcript is spliced from 5 exons.
UAUAAAUCGCAGUUGCAUGCACUUGUUAUUUGUUCAGAAACUAAAAGCUAGAGAGAUCAAACAACAAAAAUGGUGUCAGUGAAGCUACAGAAGCGUUUAGCUUCAAGUGUUCUCAAAUGUGGACAAGGCAAAGUCUGGCUCGAUCCUAAUGAAUCCAAUGAGAUCUCCAUGGCUAAUUCUCGCCAGAACAUCAGGAAGUUAGUGAAGGAUGGCUUCAUUAUCAGGAAGCCAACGAAGAUCCAUUCGCGAUCUCGGGCGCGUAGAAUGAAGGAGGCUAAGAGCAAGGGCCGUCAUGCUGGAUAUGGUAAGCGCAGAGGAACAAGAGAGGCUAGGUUGCCGACAAAAGUCUUGUGGAUGAGGAGGAUGAGAGUGCUGAGGCGUCUGCUACGCAAGUACAGGGAAGCGAAGAAAAUAGACUGCCAUAUGUAUCAUGACAUGUACAUGAAGGUUAAGGGUAAUGUCUACAAAAAUAAGCGUGUGCUGAUGGAGAGCAUCCACAAAAGUAAGGCUGAGAAGGCUCGGGAGAAGACUAUUGCUGACCAGCUCGAGGCUAAGAGAGCAAAGAACAAGGCAAGCAGGGAGAGAAAGAUUGCUCGGAGGGAUGAACGAUUGGCUCAGGGCCCUGGGGAGAAAGCACCGCAAGCCCCAGCAGCAGCAGCCGCUCCAUCUCAGGCUCAGCCGUCGAAGAAAUUAAAGAAGUAAAAGGUUCAAAUAUGAAACUGUCGAGGAAUCUGUCUCCUGGAUGCCUUCACUAGAGUGUUUUUAUGCUAUUGUUUUCCCCUUUUGCUUAUAUAUUUAGAUGUAAGAAUAAUAACCUUGUUAUUCAACUGGAGAUUUGAUUUAUUGUA